AAAUAGUGAUUUGUUUGCGGCAUUUUUCUACAAGCUAAGAAAAGUAGUAAAUGGCUGUGUAGAAAUUAAAUUAGUUGGACUGAUCGGUGAAAAUAUAAUGGAAUCGAGCAAUGAGCAAGCAUCAGGAAUUGUCGAGGCAAAUCUCAACAAUGAGCAGGAGCACAAUGACGAGGGCAUGGAAGAAACGGAGGAUUAUAGUUUCGAUGGAGAAGAAUAUCGGCACUUCGUACCGCGAGGAAGAGGUAGCUUCAGGGGUCGUGGCAGAGGUGGUUUUGAUUUCCCGAUGAGAGGCGGUCCUCCAAGGUUUCGAGGAAGAGGCUUUGGUCCAAGGGGUCCGAUGUUCCGCGGGGCUAACAAUGGAUAUCCGUUUGAGGGUCCACCACGACCAAACUGUCCACCUGGUCCAGCCGGUCCAAGGUUUAGAGGGCCUCCACCAUUUGAUCCAAGCUGGGGACCUAUGGGACCACCUAACAUAAUGGGACCACCGAAUCUUAUGGGACCACCAGGAAUGCCACCACCGCAUAUGAUGAAUGGUCCCAUUGGGACAGGACCGGGACCAUAUGGGCCACCUCCUGGAAUGGGACCACCCAAUAUGAAUAGCAUUCCAGGUCAACAACAAAACCAGCAGCAACAGAGUCAACCGCAAGCAAACAUUCCAGGGCUUGACCUUAAUGGGGAAGUUUGGGUAGAAACUAAAACACCAGAUGGGAAGUCAUAUUAUUAUAAUAUUCGAUCUAGAGAGACAACAUGGACGAAGCCGGAAGGAUCGAAUGUAAAGGUCAUGGUGCAAGAUCAGCUAGAACAGUUAGUGCAUGGGGCAUCAAAGCAAACAGCCCGUGCUACCACUCCUACUUCCACACCUACUACUCCAACACAAGUUAAUGAAAAUAGAGUAUCUCAAAGUAAUGAACAGUCGUCCUCCAAUAAUGCUGAUGCAUUGAAUCAAAUGAGUACCGCACCUCCAGGUACAGGACCACCACCUUCUCUAAAUGAUGCUCCAGAUGUCAAUGCACAAACGUCAGAUACAAGUCAAACUAAUGGAUCAGUACCUGCAACAGUUGCAAAUGCACCAACGAUAAAUACAUCAACAAUAAAUACGAAUAUAAUGCAGCCACCACCAAAUAUGAUGCCGAUGCAACAUAGAAUGCCCAAUCAGUUUGGUGGUCCAAUUCCGACUCAAUUUGGUACAGCUCCAUUUGGUAUGCCACCACCAGGAUUUCAACCAUUUGGUGGUUAUGGUCCACCACAGACAAACUGGGGUAUGCCACAAAUGCCACACGGUGUAAUGACUUCCCAAACUCCUGCUGAAGAUCCAGCUAUAUUAGCACAACUUGAUUCUGAAUUAGUUGCAUCAGCCAUGAUUUGGACAGAGCACCGUGCUCCAGAUGGUAGAUUAUAUUAUUAUAAUAGUAAAGCAGGAGAAUCUGUGUGGGAAAAGCCACAGGCAUUGAAAGACUUAGAAAAUGCGAAAUUAGCACUUCGACAAAAAGCAGAAGAAGUAUCAACUACAACUUCUACCACUACUGCAACUACCUCCAGUACCAGUAAUAACAAAAGUCCUGAAGUUAAUAAGCAAGAGAUCAAACAAGAGAGCACUCAUGAUACCAAAGAUAAUGCAAAAGAAGCUGAGACUAAACCCAAGAAAGAAGAGACAUCUUCGAAGGAAGCAAUUAAACCUCAGGAUAAAUCUAGACCAAUUUCCAGUACACCCGUACCAGGAACACCAUGGUGUGUCGUAUGGACUGGCGAUGGACGCGUCUUUUUUUAUAAUCCCUCGUCAAGAAUUUCUGUUUGGGAAAGACCGGACGAUCUUAUCGGCCGUCAAGACGUAGAUAAGAUGACAUCUACGCCACCAGAUGCAGUUGGAACACCGAAACCAGUACGCCAAUCGGAUACAAGUGAAAGUAGCGAUGAUGAUCAACCAACUCCAGCUAAGAAAAUUAAACAAGAAGAGCCUAAACCUGUUACCGUAAAAGAGGAAGAGGACAAGGAUGGUAAGAAAACGAUCGACAUUGGAAAGGAAGCAGCGAUCGAAGCUGAAGUGAGGGCAGCCAGAGAAAGGGCUAUUGUUCCGUUGGAAACUAGGAUUAAAUCGUUUAGAGAUAUGCUUGCAGAGAAGGAUGUAUCAGCAUUUAGCACGUGGGAGAAAGAGCUUCAUAAAAUCGUGUUCGAUCCUCGUUAUUUGCUUUUAACAUCCAAAGAAAGGAAGCAGGUUUUUGAAAAGUAUGUGAAAGAAAGAGCGGAGGAAGAGAGACGCGAGAAAAGAAACAAAAUGAAAGAACGUAAAGAACAGUUUCAAAAACUUUUGGAAGAAGCUAAUCUUCAUGGAAAAUCAUCGUUUAGUGAUUUUGCACAAAAGCAUGGACGUGACGAACGAUUUAAGAAUGUGGAAAAGAUGCGUGAACGGGAAAGCCUCUUCAACGAGUAUCUCCUGGAAGUCCGAAAAAGGGAAAAAGAGGAGAAAACCGCCAAGCGAGAGCAGGUGAAAAAGGAAUUCAUAGCAAUGCUACGUGAGCACAAAGACAUUGACAGACAUUCGCACUGGAGUGACUGUAAGAAAAAAUUGGAAUCUGAUUGGAGGUACAGAGUCGUAGAAUCAGCAACCACUAGAGAAGAUUGGUUUAGAGACUAUAUUCGUAUUCUGAAGGAGGAAAGGAAAAAGGAAAAGGAAAAAGAUAAAGAUCAUCGGCACAGAGAUAAAGACCACCAUAAAUCUGAGAAGAAGGACAGGGACCGGAAGGAUGUGGAUAAGUAUAAAGAAAAAUCUAAGGACAAAUCUGAUAAGGAUAAUAAGGAAAAGAAACAAAGACGGACAGAUACUGGAACUGAAGAAAAUGGCAAGGAGAAAAAGGAAAUUGUUGAGAAGGAAAGCGGAGAAUUAGAAGAAAGUGACGAAAAGAAUACGAAAAAAGAAAAUGAUAAGGAAGAAGGAGAUGAUCAUUCCGAUUCCGAGGAAGAUCGCGAGAAACAGAAACGAGAACGUGAAAGAAGAGCAGAAGCAAGUUUACGAGAAAGAGAAAGAGAGGUACAGAGAACAUUGGCUACACAUCUUCGAGAUCGCGAUAAAGAAAGACAGCAUCAUCGCCAUACGGAAGCUGUUCAACAUUUCAGUGCACUUCUUGCUGAUCUGGUGAGAAACGGUGACCUUGCGUGGCGAGAAGCAAAACGACAAUUAAGGAAGGAUCAUAGAUGGGAAUUAGCGGAGAGUUUAGAUCGUGAGGAAAAGGAACGAUUGUUCAAUGAACACAUCGAACAGCUUGGUCGAAAAAAGCGAGAUAAAUUUAGAGAGGUUUUAGACGAAGUAGGUGCUUCGACCGAACUCACAGCAUCUUGGAGAGAUAUUAAAAAAUUGUUAAAAGAUGAUCCUAGAUAUAUUAAAUUUUCAUCCAGCGAUCGGAAAUGUGAAAAAGAAUUUAAAGAAUACAUAAAGGAUAAACUUGUUGCUGCUAAGGCAGAUUUUAGAGAACUCCUGCAGGAGACAAAGUUGAUUACCGAUAAGACGUACAAAAAGGUGCAAGAAAAUAGUGCUUGCUUAGCCGAAAUCGAAGAAAUUUUGAGGAAGGAUCGACGUUUUCUUGUAUUAGAAGCAGCAGCUGCUGAACGAACGCGACUGUUGAUGGGAUAUUUGGAAGAAUUAGCCCGAAGAGGACCACCUCCACCUCCCACAGCGUCUGAACCAUCAAGAAGACCAACCACGAAUUAAAGCAUUUGAAUCAACAAGUGAAAACAUAAAUGUGGUGCCCAAAAAGAAAAUGAGUUAUUGAAUCUAUUGCUAUAGUUGGAUUGAAGUACUUUACACGCAAGGUGAUAAUCGUAUGUAAUUAUAGGUAUCAAUAAAAUAACACCAAUUCCACACAGUUAAACGUGUGCCGUGUUAUACAGAGUACUAAGUUACGAUCUGACUUAUUCGUUGAGAAUCAUAUAAGGCAAAAAAGUGUAUUAUGAAAAUAAAUACAUAGGUAUUUAUUACAUUGUCAGAUUUAAGAUCCAUUUAAGAUUGUCCGGUUUACAAUACUUAUAGUGCAAAAUAUGCUUUUAUAAUUCUUUUAUAUAAAUUUUCAUGUGUAAAGGCAAAACUCUAGAAUGCAUGAGAUGAACAUUCAACUCAGCUGUGUGCGUUUGAAAUUGUGUAACUGAUGAUAAGUUAUUAAUUAUUUAUGUUAGAAAAUAAUUUCCUUAACGAGACGUGUACCAUAAGGCAAUUUAUGACAAUCAGAUGAGGUAUAUUUUUUAGACGCACGAUUAUAGAAGAUCUUUCGAAAGUUAAGUUAUUUGAACCAGUUAUACAAACACAGCGUAAUAAAUGUAAGUAUAUGAUAAAAAAGAAGGAACCGACUAGAAUAUAAUCUGAUGCUCUACGAUAGUUCAUAUUCCUCUCCAUACUUGAUGUUAUAGGAAUGCGUUACAUACUUGUCCUGUUAAAUACGAAGAUAUCGAAAGUUUCCACGAACAAUUGCUUCUGUAUAUUAAUCAUUAUCAACAAGCUAAACCAAGAAAGACAACAAGAAUUUAUAUCAAAUUCAUGAGUAUGGUAACCGAGAAAUUGUAAAGCGUAUAAUACCCAUUGUAGAGUUGUAUCAAGAGACAGUAUAUUGUUGUAUUUUCUCAGUAUACUCCACAUAAAAUUCUAUAUUAUGAAAAUGAUUUUAAUUAUAUUUGCAUUAGUUCAA
Messenger RNA from Vespula pensylvanica (western yellowjacket), 4670 nucleotides. RefSeq names its product transcription elongation regulator 1. The record is from RefSeq and is a predicted model, not a curated record. The coding region runs from base 98 to 3703 and encodes 1201 amino acids. Lineage: Eukaryota; Metazoa; Arthropoda; Insecta; Hymenoptera; Vespidae. The transcript has 18 exons. Gene Ontology annotation, molecular function: transcription coregulator activity; RNA polymerase binding. Gene Ontology annotation, cellular component: nucleus.